AUGGAGCUUGAACAAAGUUUGCGAUCGCGUAACUCAGAGGUCCGAUCGUUCGUGAUGUUUCGCAACACAACCGAACGGGUGGUGGACGUGUUCUGGGUAAACUAUGCGUCCCAGCCAAUCCACUACACGACGCUCCUGCCCGGUGGUCAAUGUAUGGUGAACACGUACGUAACCCAUCCGUGGGUGUUCAAGGACCAGGAUGAGCGGAUGCACGUCCGCCAUCAGCCCGUCUUUCUGCCGGAACCCUGGUACACCAGCUUCACCAGCGCGGGUCGCCUAAACCGGAAGGAAGUUCUCAUCCACUUUCCGGUGCGCACGCUGAAGGAAAACUGUCUGUACCGGAUCCUGGCACUGCUGGCAACGAAAGAGGAAACUGCACUGUGGCAGCUGGAGCUACCGCACGUGCUUGUACAUGAGCUAGUGAAUAGGAAAAAUAAACUAGCAGUAAGCAAAUGA
Molecule: messenger RNA, 456 nt
Organism: Anopheles maculipalpis
Lineage: Eukaryota; Metazoa; Arthropoda; Insecta; Diptera; Culicidae
Gene: Vhl
Product: protein Vhl
Exons: 1
Coding region: 1-456 (151 amino acids)
Source: RefSeq, a predicted model, not a curated record